GUGCGGGCUGGGAGCGGUGCUUCGCUCGGAGCGGUGCUUCGCUCGGAGCGGUGCUUCGCUCGGAGCGGUGCUUCGCUCGGAGGUGUGCGUGGGAUGCCCCGCUGUGAGCCGGGCUGCUGAGCUCCGUAGUGGCAAGGCAGGAUCUACUGAGAAUUACCAUGCUCUUCUACCUCUCAGACUUUGCACCUGGAUUUCAAAAUAUAUGUAAUUUGGAGGAGACUAGUGACCAUCUUGCUCAGUUAUGAGGAAACAUCCAGCAACCUUAGACACUCUGGAAGAAGAUUUCUCUAAAAAAAAAAAAAAUCAGAGCAAAAAAUCCUUUAAAAAUACAGAAGACACCUUAAGAAAUCCUAGCUUUUGGCUAUCGUAGUCUUAGGGAAGAAAAAAAAAAUGAACCGUUACACAAUCAUGAAGCAACUGGGUGAUGGCACCUAUGGCAGUGUGUUGAUGGGGAAGAGCAAUGAGUCAGGAGAGCUUGUAGCCAUCAAACGUAUGAAAAGGAAGUUCUAUUCAUGGGAUGAGUGCAUGAAUUUGAGAGAAGUCAAGUCUCUGAAGAAGCUGAAUCAUGCCAAUGUAAUAAAAUUGAAAGAAGUCAUAAGAGAAAAUGACCACCUUUACUUUGUGUUUGAAUACAUGAAGGAAAAUCUCUAUCAGUUGAUGAAGGACAGAAACAAGUUGUUCCCUGAGUCAGUCAUCAGAAACAUGAUGUAUCAGAUAUUGCAAGGGUUAGCUUUCAUCCAUAAACACGGAUUUUUUCAUAGAGAUAUGAAGCCUGAAAAUCUUCUUUGUAUUGGUCCAGAACUUGUAAAAAUAGCUGACUUUGGUUUGGCUAGAGAGCUGAGAUCUCAGCCUCCAUAUACAGACUAUGUUUCCACCAGGUGGUACCGUGCUCCUGAAGUUCUGCUACGAUCAUCUAUUUAUAGUUCACCUAUUGAUAUAUGGGCAGUUGGCAGCAUAAUGGCUGAAUUAUACACACUAAGACCCCUUUUCCCAGGCACCAGUGAAGUAGAUGAAAUCUUCAAAAUUUGCCAAGUAUUAGGGACUCCAAAGAAGAGUGACUGGCCAGAAGGAUACCACCUCUCUUCUGCCAUGAAUUUCCGUUUCCCACAGUGUGUCCCUAUAAGCCUAAAAACUCUCAUCCCAAAUGCAAGCAACGAAGCAAUACAGCUUAUGAGUGAUAUGCUGAACUGGAAUCCAAAGAAGAGACCUACAGCAAGUCAGGCACUGAAGUACCCUUACUUUCAAGUUGGCCAAGUUUUAGGACCUCCUCCACAAUAUUUGGAGAAGCAGACUCCUAUUAAACCAGUGCAGCCAACAGAACCAAAGCCAGCUUUACCCAAACUGGAAGCUGCAUCCAAGCCAGAACCUCUGUCUUCAUCUGAUGAACCUGACAAAACACAGCCGCAGUCCCUGUCAAAAGCUAAUCACCAGCCUCUCCAGCAAAUUCAGUUGCCUCAGAAUACAGCUAACCAGCAAGUACCAAAACAGCAGCAGCCACAGGCACAGCCAUUUCUUCCAGCUAUCGGUAAAGACUCAUCCACAAAACAAGCAGCUAGUGGCCCUCAGAAUGGUGCAGUAGGUCCUAAAAGUUGCAGGAGACGAUGGGGUCAGACUUUGAUAAAGGCUGGGGACAGCUGGGAUGAAUUGGAUGAUGCUGAAUUUGGAAUGUCAUGUUCAAAGAAGCCUAGCAUUGCACUGUUAAAAGACAAGAAAAACAAGGAAUGUCUUUUUAGUGUGCCAGAACCAAAAGCUUCACGCUGUAUCCAGCCAGGAGUGGAAAAUAAAGUUCUGAUGAGAAAUGAUUCCGGAAGAUCCAAUACAUCAGCAAAACAGUACUAUCUAAGACAAACAAGAUACCUGCCUGGUGUAAACCCUAAGACUGUCUCUUUAGUAGCCAUCAAUAAAGAAGGAUCUCAUGGAACCUGGAACAGCCAGUUGUUUUCCAAGUCACUGGCUCACGUUGGAGAAGGACUGUCUUUCAACAGAAAUAAUACAGAAGAGAACUUAAUCACACCAAUUGAAAAACUAUCAUGUAAAGAAAGACUGAAUGAAAAAUUAGAAGAUCCAAAAGCAGGAAAUUCUGACUUUGUGGGAGGUGCUGCUUACAACCCAUCAGGAGGAUACAUCCCUUCCUUUCAUAAGAAAGAAGUUGGAUCAGCUGGGCAACGGAUACAGCUAGCUCCUAUUGGUCCAUCCAUAUCAGAUUAUUCCUGGAAAACCAAAGCUGCUCGUGCUCAGUUAGCAGGUCCUACUUACAAUUCAGCAAAAAACAUGAGUAUUUUAACUCAUGCACCAACAGUUCAGCCAGUGCAUGGAAGAACAGACUGGAUGGCUAAAUAUGGAGGACACAGAUAAAAACACCAUCCUAUGCGGGUAUCAUGUGAGCUCUGUUCAGUUCUCCUGCGCUGGAAGCCUGAAAUGCCUAUUUGCUCUAAUCUUUCCUAAGACUAUGCAAUAGUAAAGAUGAAAAAACCAACCACCCUUAUGUUCUACUACCUAUGGACAAAAAAAAAAAAUCACAGAAUGCUAUUUAAAAUACUGGCUAUAAUGUAGGAUUUCAUGAAGUAUUGCAUAACACAUCUUGCCAAAUCUACUGUGUAUUUAAAAGUAAAGAGAAGUAGAUUUCACUUGGUAUUUUUCUAUGGAUGACUUCCUAUCAGCAUACUCUUAAGAACAACUGCUCUAGCUGUUUGCCCUAUUCAAAGUCCGCCAUUGGCAUAAUCUGCUUUCAUGUACACAAGCAGCUAGAAGUGAGGCUAAAGCAGAGCAGCACCAGGCUCCUGGCCAAUACACUGCUUCCUUCCUGGAAACAUGAAAGUGAAAGCACAGACUGAGCUUUGUGAAGAACACCAGCAUCCUACAAGGAUUUUAGAAUUCAUUCAUACCUGAAGAGUUGCUCAGGGUCUGUAAUGUGUAAGUGUUCGUAAUAGCAGUGAGAACUCCUUGUAGCUGGACAUAAGCAAUACGCUGACAAAUAUUGCACAUGGAAGAUUCAAAUGUGUGCCAGUAGCAACACCGGAAAACAGCUAAGUGCAGCAUUCAGUACUUGCUUACCUCAGUGAGCUGUAGUGAAGCUUAAAAUUAGAGUAUGACCAUUUUCACUUGAAGAUUUGUGGAGAUUCACAUCUCCCUUGUCAAAGGUAUAUCACAGUGAUGUGUUAAGGAAUCCAAAUAACUGCAGUCUUGUCAGCUGUUCUAAUGGUGGAUUAGCCAAAAAUACGUAAGUGAUUGGUAAACAUCUUACUGAGUGAUGACACUAGACUACAGACUUCUCCAUAACUCAGAGCAGUCCAAUGAAUUAUGUGAGGGAGGAAAUAAAGCUGCUUUUCAAAGAGAUUACUUUCCAUUUUAGAUUUUUAAGGCCAGCUUAAGUCCCUGAGAACACAUACAAGCUUUAAUAAUGCAAUACCUCAAUGUUUAUAUGCUCAUGUUGUACUUUCCUUGGCAUCUAUGCUAAGUUUUACAGUAAUAUCUUGCAAAGGCUCUUCCAAUAUACAAUAAAUAUAUUUCUUUAAUGUUGA
Numida meleagris (helmeted guineafowl) is the source of this 3521-nucleotide messenger RNA. RefSeq names its product male germ cell associated kinase (gene MAK). Gene Ontology annotation, cellular component: cilium; nucleus; cytoplasm. The transcript has 15 exons. The record is from RefSeq and is a predicted model, not a curated record. NCBI's taxonomy places the organism in Eukaryota, Metazoa, Chordata, Aves, Galliformes, Numididae. Gene Ontology annotation, molecular function: protein serine/threonine kinase activity; ATP binding. Gene Ontology annotation, biological process: intracellular signal transduction; protein phosphorylation; intraciliary transport. Bases 391 to 2355 code for a protein of 654 amino acids.